This is a messenger RNA of Syzygium oleosum, 1212 nucleotides long. RefSeq names its product MADS-box protein SVP-like. Gene Ontology annotation, biological process: positive regulation of transcription by RNA polymerase II. The transcript is spliced from 9 exons. NCBI's taxonomy places the organism in Eukaryota, Viridiplantae, Streptophyta, Magnoliopsida, Myrtales, Myrtaceae. Gene Ontology annotation, molecular function: RNA polymerase II cis-regulatory region sequence-specific DNA binding; protein dimerization activity; DNA-binding transcription factor activity, RNA polymerase II-specific. The record is from RefSeq and is a predicted model, not a curated record. Gene Ontology annotation, cellular component: nucleus. Bases 17 to 847 code for a protein of 276 amino acids.
CCCUCGGGCAUAUUAAAUGGGGAAACAAGUUGCGGGAAGCGCCAACUCCACCACCACGACGCCAAGGGCCCCCAAUCUGCGGCAACCCAUGAAAGAUGGAGCUCAAAAAGAAAACAGGAAGGUGAGGAAGAAGGAGGAGGAGGAGGAGGAGAAAGAAGGAGAGACAGAAAUGGCGAGAGAGAAGAUUCAGAUCAAGAAGAUCACCAAUGCGACGGCGAGGCAAGUCACUUUCUCGAAGCGACGAAGAGGGCUCUUCAAGAAGGCCGAGGAGCUGUCCGUGCUUUGCGAUGCCGAUGUCGCUCUCAUCAUCUUCUCGUCUUCUGGAAAACUCUUCGAAUACUGCAGUUCGAGCAUGAAGGAAAUUCUCGAACGACAUCAUUUGCACUCCAAGAAUCUUGAGAAAUUGGAUCAACCAUCACUUGAGUUGCAGUUAGUAGAAAACAGCAACUACUCUGGGUUAAGCAAGGAAGUUGCAGAGAAAAGCCACCAAUUAAGGCAGAUGAGAGGGGAAGAGCUCCAAGGACUAAGUAUCGAUGAACUGCAGCACCUAGAGAAAUCGCUCGAAGCUGGGUUGAAUCGUGUAAUAGAAAAGAAGGGCGAAAAGAUCAUGAAAGAGAUCACUGACCUUCAACAAAAGGGAACCAAACUAAUGGAAGAAAACAAGAGACUAAAGCAACAGGUUACCGAAAUUUCGGGCCGGAAAAAUGCUGCCACUGAUUCAGAGAUCAUUAACGAAGAAGGCCUUUCGUCAGAGUCCGGCACGAAUGUCUGCAACUCCAGCAGUGGUCCUCAGGAGGACGAUUGCUCUGACAUUUCCCUUAAGUUAGGGUUAACCUACAAUGGCUGAUCUGCUGUCUAAAUCUAUAACAAUGAUGGGAUGCAUGAUCUGAUCUGUUGCCAAGAAAAGCUGGAGAAACAACACGGUCCCUUGUCCACGGUAACAUAUACUGGGAAUGACAAUGAUUUUUGUUUUUUUUUUUUAAUGGAAAAUGCCGAGUCCAUUACCGCUUUUUGGGAUUGUUUAUUCAGUAUUCUUCCAGUAAACUGUUCGGUCACUCUUCAACCGAGGAUACCAUUCGACUUAAUCAGGAAGAGCCUUCAGAUUUAACCAUCUUGUCAAAUUUCAGGCUCUUUACGAUAGGAUGAAGGGAUAAACAGGUUGCUGUAAUGGGAAUUGUCAAGAUUAACAUGAACAAGUACGAGAAAUGCCAA